Molecule: messenger RNA, 3209 nt
Organism: Sinocyclocheilus anshuiensis
Lineage: Eukaryota; Metazoa; Chordata; Actinopteri; Cypriniformes; Cyprinidae
Product: lebercilin-like
Exons: 9
Coding region: 339-2747 (802 amino acids)
Biological process (GO): intraciliary transport
Cellular component (GO): axoneme
Source: RefSeq, a predicted model, not a curated record
UCCCUAUAACAGCAGCAGCAGAAGGCGAGGCGUGGAUUCAGAGAUUUCACGAACUCCUUCAGUAAAGCACAUUUUCCUCUUCGAAAGCUACAAUCUCCGCCAGACUACGCUUGAUUAAAGGACAGACGACCAAACAACCGCAUUCGCCCUCUCUUUAACGUAUCGGAUAACGUUUUGCUAAUCGUUUGGCGUCGUCUCUACGGUAGAGAGUGUUGUGUGUUGUCCUAGCUGCACGAUAUAAUCCCAGCUAGCUCGUCAUGUAGCUGGCUAGCGAGUUUGCGAGCCGUUAAUCGAGCCACAUUAUGAAGAAACUGACUAUAUAGAUAUGGAUACUUAGAAUGGCAAGAAACUGGCUCAAUCUCCAUGGUGAUGGUGACCAGAAGGAUAUCAGGAUUCUGCAGGUUCGGGGACAGAAAGAGGAGGACUUGGCAGUAGCCUUACAAAAGGGGAGAGACAUGGACUCACAUGAGGAUAAUCGUGAAUCAGAGCACAGCCGAUUGUCUCACCAUAGUGAUGGGAAGAUCUCAGAAUCUCCUUUUCAAUCUGAGAAACAGGAGAAAUACAAGAAAAACAUCAAGAGCUCGGCUGGGGAUCAUGUGCGAACCAGAACGCGAGAGCCGGCCAGAGAUCCAGACCGUGAUCGGUGUUCGGAUGGAGAGCGUAGCAGUGCCUCAUUCUACUCGGAUGAUUAUGAAAAUGUCUCGCACUCGGAUCGGUCUCUCUCGCCGUCAGCCUCUCCGUCUCCACAAAGAAGAGGGAGGUCUAGGAGAGUGUCCAGCAGCCCCUUGCAUCGAGCAGGUGUACGUAAAGUUGUGUCAUGCCGUCAUCCGCCCCUCUCCCAUCAUCCUCAGCAGUGGUCAAGAGGCAUCCGAUCCCAAACUUUGAGUAAAGAUGCUCCAUCCAAAGAAGUGGACCCAGUCACCAAACGCAUGCUGUCUGCACGUCUGCUAAAGAUCAACGAGUUGAAGAAUGCAUUGUCUGAACUGAGGCUGCAUGCAGACGAGUUGCAACGUGAGAACCGUUUACUGCGACAAAUGCAGCUGCGGCAAGAGAAAGCUCUGCAUCACUACAAUGACACAGAAAGUGAGAUCUCGCAGCUGUUGUCUCGUCACAACAAUGAGACUCAUGUACUGCGUGAGAGGCUGAGACGCAGUCAAGAGAACCAGCGCACAGCUGAGCGCAGCCUCAGGGAAACGGACGCCCAGCUCCAGCACUGUCGAAGCCAGCUACAGAAACUGCAGCAACUCGCAGAUGACCAGAAUCUUGGAGAGAGGGAGGGACUCUCGCGAAAACUAACGUACACUCAAGGCAAAUUGCAAGAAAGUGAACGCAGAGUGAAGGAAUUGGAGAAGAACAUGGAGCUGAGCAGUGGGAGCUUUCAGAGGCAGCUAGCUAAUGAGAGGAGGAGAACUCACAAUGCACAACAGGAAGUUAAAGCACUACAGGAGGAAGUGGAGAAACUUUGCACUAAACUAAAGGAGAAAGAAAAGGAGAUGGAUGUUCGGAACAUCUACGCUAACAGGAUGCUAAAAGCUUCUUCCAGAAAAGAAGCAGAGAAUGGCAGCAAGCGAAAAGGCUCCAAUACAACCAGCACUAAGGCAGUACAGACAGAGGACAGGACGUCCUCACUAGACUUCCCAUCGCCGCCUCCAACUCUUACCAAUGAACUCCCACCUGAUGACCAGACCGAUGAUUACCUCUCUCUGAAGCAGGAUCAGCAAGGCAGGGAACAGAGACCUGGAGAAGCAAAACAAUGGAAGAUUCAAGAGUUUUGGAGAGAAAGGGAGAAAGAAAAAGACAUGGAAUCUGAGAUGGAACAGACAAGGGAGAAGAAGAGAGAAAAAGAGAUGCUGCAUGACGGAGAAAGAGACAUGGAGCUGCUGAAAGACAAGGAGAGGCAAAGACUUGAUCAACAGCACAGCUCAAAUGAGAAGAACUCAAAGGGAAACAGAGUUCACGACAGAGAGGAAGAAGAUUGGAGGAUUGGCCUGUCUAUAUCUCAAAGUGAGGAAGAGAGCAGGAAGCAGUGUGAACAGGAAGAGGAACAACUUAAAGCAAGAAAUGUAGAGAUCCAGGCCGGCAAUCAAGAGCGUCCGGAAGAGGAACAUCAGCGCAAAGAGCAGCUACUGGCUAAGAUGCAUGAGAUCGACAUGCAGACUCAAGGUCAGGACUCAGACUUCUUUUCUGACGACACAGGAAGUUUCCGCUCUCCUCCACGGUUGUCCGAGCAACGGAACCACAACGGUAUUUUCAAAUUUACAGAGCCAGAAGAGAACACAAACACAUUUGCGAGUGGGAGAAGAGCUGGUGGUCUUCGAGCACAUGGACCAAGCAAGGAUCUUGACCUUGCUUUUGGUAGCUACGCCCCUUCUUUUGGUAAAUCUGCCCCCCGUGCUGGUUUAGGUGCACGCAAUGCAAAUCAGCCACCCCGAGAACUGGAUGAAGAGCUGGAUUUGGGUGGCCUGGUUAAGGAAAGGAAGUCAAAGCUCAUGCAGCAGCUUUUUGGGGCCUCUGCCACACCACCUCCUUCAGAUCUAUCCAGUAGGAUGGAGAUCCUAAGCCCCCCUCUAACAAGCCAGUUCCCAUCAGUACCAGGAGGUGGACGCAGGAGGGACACAGACACACCAAAUGGACUAAAUAUCAGUUCUCUCCCCAACAAUAGGAGCACUCUGCAUGUCUCUGAGAGCCGACCCGUGGUCAGGGCCAUUACGUCAUUUGAUGAUGACAUAGAAGAAGUCACACUCUGAAUAGGGUGCUUUUAUAGCCAAUACGAAAGGAUACAUUUUUUUAAAACACCUGAUAUUUAGUUUUGAGCUCCGUUAUGAAGUAAACACUGAUUAAACAAUGCUUAGUUUGUUAAUAUGCCUCUUUUUUUAACCUUUCUGGCAAAAUCAUGGAGGAAGACUUUUUCAGUGAUACCGUUUUCAUAGUUGGGUUUGCAAAGGGUCCAAAAUUAACACUCACUGCACAGUGCACACUAAGGGCCAAAAAAGCACUGAAGGGAGUGGAGAAAGUUCUGUGGAUGAUCUACUGACAGUGCGCAAAUUAAAGAACACAGACGUAUCCAGAUCCAUAAUGACUAAUGUAAUCUACCAAGAGCUGCGCCGAUUAGCAACUAUCACAGCCAUGUCAAACACAAAAUGGCUUUUUUUUGGGGCAGCAAAUAAUGAUAAACCUUAAUAAAUCACAUUGCAUGACACAUCUAAAUA